GCCCACCCGGAAGUGCGGCGAUGGCGCACCGCGGGCUCAAGGCGGUGGUGGGCGACAAGAUUCUCAACGAGGUCAUCAGGAGCGUGAAGAAGGAGGGGGAAUGGAAGGUGCUCGUCCUGGACCAGCCCAGCACCCGGAUCGUCUCGGCCUGCUGCAAGAUGUCCGACAUCCUGGCCGAGGGUGUCACCAUCGUGGAGGACGUGGGGAAGCGGCGGGAGCCCAUCCCCAGCCUGGAGGCCCUGUACCUGCUGCAGCCCUGCGCCGCGUCGGUGCGGGGGCUCAUCGGGGACUUCGGGGGCUCCGCGGCCCCCCGGUACCGGGCGGCGCACGUCUUCUUCACCCACCGGUGCCCUGAGGAGCUCUUCGAGGAGCUGGGGGCGCUCGCGGGCCGCCCGGGCCAUCUGCACCCUCAAGGAGAUCGACGUGGCCUUCCUGCCCUACGAGAGCCAGGGGUCCCGAGGACAACGGCGGUGCUGGCCCGGGAGCUGCUCGCCCACCUCGACGUCCUGCGCGCCGACAACCCCGCCAUGGCCGAGGGCCGCACGCAGCUGCUCAUCGUGGACCGGAGCUUCGACCUGGUGACGCCGCUGCUGCACGAGCUGACGCUGCAGGCCAUGGCCUACGACCUGCUGGACAUCCACCACGACACCUACCGGUACGAGACGUCGGGGCUGGGUGAGGUGCGGGAGAAGACGGCGCUGCUGGACGAGGACGACGAGCUCUGGGUGCAGCUCCGACACAUGCACAUCGCCGACGUCUCCCGGAAGGUGACGGAGCUGCUGAAAACCUUCUGCGAGAGCAAGCGGCUCAACACCGACAAGGCCAACAUCAAGGAGCUCUCCUACAUCCUCAAGAAGAUGCCGCAGUACCAGAAGGAGCUGAGCAGGUACGCGACGCACCUGAGCCUGGCGGACGCCUGCAUGCGCCGCUUCCGGGGCACCGUGGAGCGGCUCUGCGCCGUGGAGCAGGACCUGGCCAUGGGGACGGACGCCGAGGGCGAGAAGGUGAAGGACCCCAUGAAGGUGAUGGUGCCCGUCCUGCUGGACCCGGCUGUGGACCCCUACGACAAGCUGCGCGUCAUCCUGCUCUACGUCCUCCUCAAGAACGGGGUGAGCGAGGAGAACCUGGCCAAGCUGGUGCAACAUGCCAACGUCCCUGCGGCGCAGCAGCGGGUGCUGCCCAACUUCCAGCUCCUGGGUGCCCCCCUCACGCCUGGGGGUGGGCGGCUGCGCCCCGAGGUGCGGGAGCGGCCCCAGGCCACCUACGAGCUGUCCCGGUGGAGCCCGGCCGUGAAGGGCGUCCUGGAGGACGCCCUGGAGGACCGGCUGGACCCCGAGCAGUGGCCCUACGUGACCCCCCCCGCGGCCCCCCCCAGCACCCAGGGCGCCGUCAGCGCCCGCUUCGGGCAGUGGCACCGGGGCCGGGGCACCCCGGGGUGCCCGGCGGAGGGCCCGCGGGUGCUGCUCUUCCUGCUGGGGGGGGGCGGCGCUGGCCGAGACCCGCUGCGCCUACGAGCUGGGGCCCGGCGCCCCCGUCCUGCUGGGCUCCAGCCACAUCCUGACGCCGCGGAGCUUCCUGGAGGCGGUGGAGAGCCUGGACCAGCCGCUGCCCCCCGAGGCCUGAGACCCCCCCAGCACCCGGGGGUGUCAGUGACCCCCCCCCUUGCACCCAGGGGGGUCACGCCCCCCCCCGCACCCCCCAGCACCCGGGGGUGUCUGUGACCCCCUCCCCAGCACCCAGGGGGGGUCACGGACCCCCCCGCACCCACCAGCACCCAGUGGUGUCACUGACCCCCCCCCCAGCACCCAGGGGUGUCACGGACCCCUCUGCAGCCCCCCCAGCACUCUGGGGUGUCUGUGACCCCCCCCCAGCACCCAGGGGUGUCUGUGACCCCCACAUACCCCCCCCAGCACCCAGGGAUGUGUGAGACCCCCCCCCCACACACAGCACCCAGGGGUGGCCCCCCUCAAUAAAUGCCUCCAGCACCCAUCCUGCCUCGCUGCCAGCUGAAGGGCCCAGGCGUCCGGGCGGAGGGGAAGGGGGGGGCACAAUGGGGCCCAGGCGUCCGGGGACACACCCCCCCCCCUGCCCCGUGGCAGCUGGCGGAGGGACCCAGGCAUCCGGCGCUCCCCUCCCCCCCCGCCCCCACUUCCCGGGCAAGGGGCCCAGGCGUCCGGGGAAGAGGGGGGGGGGGGGCAGGAAUUAGGGCGCAAUUAACGGCCAUUUGGAUAAUUGCGCCCGGCUGCCAGCGGGGGAUUGGGGGCACCCACAGGCACCACCCACCCCACCCCCCGGCACCCCCCCCGCCCAGCUCCUGUGACACCCCUC
Messenger RNA from Rhea pennata, 2328 nucleotides. RefSeq names its product syntaxin binding protein 2 (gene STXBP2). The record is from RefSeq and is a predicted model, not a curated record. Gene Ontology annotation, biological process: intracellular protein transport; neurotransmitter secretion; vesicle-mediated transport. The transcript is spliced from 18 exons. Gene Ontology annotation, molecular function: syntaxin-1 binding; syntaxin-3 binding. NCBI's taxonomy places the organism in Eukaryota, Metazoa, Chordata, Aves, Rheiformes, Rheidae. Gene Ontology annotation, cellular component: secretory granule; plasma membrane. Bases 21 to 1721 code for a protein of 566 amino acids.